This is a messenger RNA of Anoplophora glabripennis (Asian longhorned beetle), 2416 nucleotides long. Its product is annotated as gastrula zinc finger protein XlCGF57.1-like. Gene Ontology annotation, biological process: regulation of transcription by RNA polymerase II. Bases 28 to 1860 code for a protein of 610 amino acids. Gene Ontology annotation, cellular component: nucleus. The transcript is spliced from 5 exons. NCBI's taxonomy places the organism in Eukaryota, Metazoa, Arthropoda, Insecta, Coleoptera, Cerambycidae. The record is from RefSeq and is a predicted model, not a curated record. Gene Ontology annotation, molecular function: zinc ion binding; RNA polymerase II cis-regulatory region sequence-specific DNA binding; DNA-binding transcription activator activity, RNA polymerase II-specific.
AAUAACUUAUCUCCGACUGUGAAUGAUAUGAAAACCAUAUGUAGAAUAUGUAUGACACAUCUCCAAAAUAAUGGAAUUUUAAUAUUUCAGUCAGGAGGUCAAGAUGUAUCAAAUAAGAUCAAGGCAUUUGCUUCGAUAGAGGUCGUAGAGGGAGAUGGAUUACCUUCUUCUGUUUGUAAAAUUUGUCUUGAACUAUUAGAAAAAGCUUAUUUAUUAAAAAAGCAAUGUGAAGAAUCGGACAAGGUUCUAAGAAGCUACUUGUCAAAUUCAAAUAAAAUUUUUAACUAUGACCCAGACUGUGAUAUAAACGAAGUUGAGAGUGUUGAUGAUGUCGAUGGCUGCAAUUCAGUGGAAUCCAUCAAUGGGAAUGAAGUUAUAAAAGAAAAACAAAACAUAAUAAGUAGAACGUUAAACAAACUAGACCCAACAGAAUUAAAAUGUGAUAAUUGCUCAAGCACCUUUCAGAAAUUAAACCAAUUAAAACUACACAUGCGAGUGCAUAGAAAAAAAAACGUCAAUUGUAAAACUUGUCUGAAAUCGUUUAAUUCUUCAUAUGAAUUAACACAGCACAAUAAGUUGCAACACGGUAGUUUUCAUAAGAGAAAAAUUGAAGAAACAACACACUUGUGUUCGGUUUGCCAAGAAAAGUUCUCAGAUAAUGCUGCUCUAAUAGACCAUAUGCUUGUAAAACAUACAGAGAAAAGAGUGAAUGUAUCCGAUAAAUCUCGAGAAUUAAUCUGCAACAUUUGUAAUAAAACCUAUUUGAACCACAGAAACUUGACGGCUCAUAUGGGGACUCACACGGGCAAUAAACCAUUCCAGUGCAACAUCUGUGAGAAACGCUUUACUCAAGGGCGAGCCUUUGCCUGCCACAUGAGAACCCAUUCUGACAUAAUCGAAAAACCAUAUAAAUGCAACGUUUGCGAAAAGGAGUUUGCAAAGGAAUCUCAGUUAACCGUCCACAUAAAAAAACAUAGCGGCCAGUCACAUACCUGUACAAUUUGUGGAAAAAGCUACAGCAACUCUGGAAAUUUAAAGGGUCACAUGAGGUUACACACUGGCGAUAAGCCUUAUACAUGUCACAUUUGCCAUCGCAAGUUUGCCCAAAGCAACGCUCACUCCUAUCACAUGAAAACUCAUUUCGGGGAGAAACCGUUUUCCUGUGACAUCUGCUCAAAAAUGUUCACGACCAACGGACAACUUAUCAAUCAUCGACGAUUACAUACAGGUGAAAGACCAUUCGCUUGUACAAUGUGCCCUAAAAGAUUUACACAGAAAUUCGCGUGUACGAUUCACAUUAUGACCCACACUGGAGACAAGCCACAUCUCUGCAGUAUUUGCGGUAAAAAAUACUCCCAAGGUAGCCAACUUGCGGAACACAUGAGGGUACACAACGGUGAAACACUGCAGUGUAACGUUUGUGGGAAGGCUUACACCACCACGGGAAACCUCGCCGCGCACAUGCGUACCCACACGGGCAUCAAACCCCACGUUUGCGACGUGUGUAACAAAGCAUUCUACGUUCCCAACAAACUGGCUAAGCAUAAACGCACUCACACGGGAGACAGGAAAUACAGCUGCAACGAUUGUUCUAAGAAGUUCAUGUCUUUGGAAUCGUUAAAAAUCCAUUCUAGGACUCAUUCGGGUGAACGUCCUUAUCCUUGUCACUACUGCGAUAAGAGUUUUAUUAGCGGAUCCCAUCGUACCGCCCAUUUGAAAACUCACGUUGAGAUAAAGUCCCACGUUUGCAGAGUGUGCUCUGUCAGUUUUGAGAGUUCUGCUGAAGCAGAGGCGCAUCAGGCUGUGUGUAGCAAAUCUGUGAGGGACGCUUUCACAAAUUUGAGCGGAGAAUUUCUAUAACUGAAAUUCUAUACAAAGUCAGGUAAAUAUUUUUUGUUUUACGUCCACCUUUUCCUUACAAGCUUGCCAUUUAUGUUUUAAGUCGUAAAGGGGAUAAUUUCUAGCCAUAUUUUCAUGUUUUAUUGUAAAAUAUAUAUAGAGCACUAGUUGUACAAAAUAUUUUUACAUGAAAAUCAACAUUUAAUAGUUAAAAAUUAUGUAGAAUUAAUUUACUAUAUACUUACAUGUACAUCAUAUUUAUGUGUUUACAAACUUGGAGAGAAUUUUUCAAUGGUAGAUAGGAUGCAUUUUCAAUAAUCAGAAUUGUUGAAAUUGUAAAACAACAGUUAAAAUUAAUGAUAAUCAAAAUUAUUAAAACUUAUUGAGAACGUCUGGAAUCGUCGCUGACAUACAUACUUCAAGAAAAGAGGUGCAUAGUUGUGGCCAUAAAUGGCGUGUCUCUGAUUUUUGUCGCACUAAACAGCUCCUUGAUUUAUUUUUCAAUUGACCUCUUCAACUUUGUAAACACACAACACAAAAUUUACAUGAUCUCUGAAUAAAAUUAUUCAUCCUAAUA